CGCCCUCCUGCCCGCCUAUUGGCUCAUAGCCAUCCGCCCUUCUACUUUCAUUCUUCUUUCCCCAGGGCACGCUGUCUAAUUGAAUCGUUGCGACUCGUUUGAACCCCAUAUCACGUCGUUCACCUUGUAUCACUUCCUCUUGUUGCUCGCAAAUCGCACAUCGCAAUACACAACAUCGCUUACAUCAUCAUCACCCAUCACUGUCAGGAACAGGAAGGUCGAGCACAUAUCAAUCACCACAUCCAGCGAUGCCCGUACAAUUACUGCCGGCCUCGGCCGCCGCAUUCGCACCUCGAUCCGGCCCUGAAAUCGUUCUCAACACCAAAGUCGAGCCGUGGCUAACGCAAACGUUGAAGCGUAUCAAUCGCAUCAAGCGACCCCUCAACAGUGUACCACAGCAUUUUCGAUGUCUGACCGAAACCCUGGGAGGCUCCUCUGCCAUAUGGUCGCUGGCAUCGCUGAUGCUUCCCAAAGCGCCCGAUUCAGAGCUGCGCAAAGACGAUGACCCGCUGGUGGAAGCUUUGUUCAACUUCCAGCUGCUUCACAUUGAAGCCUACGUGGUCCACGUCGACAUGGUUUCACAGCACGAAGUGGCCUUCAAGCUGACCCCCGAGACCAUUGACGCACUGAUCGAAUAUCACAAGGACAUCUACUCGGUAGACUCGGCAGCGAGCACCUGGAGCUGGCCCGAGAAGGAAGCGCAAGUCAAGAAGAUGCAAGACGAAUUCGUCCAGGCCGCGAACAGAUUCGUGUUCCGCACGGGAGUCCGCGCUCUCGAGGGUAUGGAGGAAGACGGAGCCGGCGAGCUUCUGGACGGCCGAUCAGUGGAAGUCCAGAGCGCCAUCAUGAACAUGUUUGCUCCACUACUGCCACCUCCUCCACGGAUCGUGGAUGUCAUUCAUCCCGCUCCGAUGGUCCCCGCGGUGCCGAUAUCAGGUGGAUGGUGGGCGCCCCAAGGCCCUCAACAACUGCCGCUCCAAACGCUCCCAUCGCCUGUCGAUUCGUGGAAAGUGCUCAUGUCGACCCCUUCUCCUACGGCGACGCCAUGUAGUGACAACCAGUCGAAUGUUUUCUGGCAAGAUAUGUCGAUGAGCAACGUGCAGCUGCCGUCUCCGACACCGUCUUUCAGCCAGCCGUACACGUCGGCGCCAUCGCAGUACUACAGCUCGCCGGAGCCAAUCGCGCCCGUCCCCGUCUCGAAUCCAUUUCCCCUACACUGUGGCUCGGACAUGGGCUAUGGCUAUGGCGACUUUGGCUACAAUCACGGAGGCUUCAUGCAGACCCAGUACGCCACCGCUGUCUGAGCUCUCACGUUUGCAUCCACGACCAGAGUCUAUCGGGCAUUGCGGCCACAUCCGGAAUCAUGUCACUACUCCCGAAGCCUGAUGCGCACAGGACUUCUCGACACGCGACCCACGAUUUACACCUAAUGCGAUGCGAUAUAAACGAUACCCGAUGUUGAUCAUCAACGAGAUACCAUCAUCACCACCAACAACAACAAGCCAUGUGAACGGCGUAUAUGCAAGCGAAUUGUUUCAUUCUUUGAGAUCUGGCACCUUAGCAAGCGAGCGACCUGUUUUCGAGUCUUUCUGUUUCUUUCCGUUUCUUAUCUUUUCUUUUUUUGGGGGUUGGCCAUCGGAUGACCGGUGGGACCAGCAUUUUAUCUCGGGAGGCAUGCACUGCAAAGAGGGUAGCAUAGACCUCACGGUCAACCCAGGAGGAAGGGCUAUGGGUGAAAUGAAUGCAUGUUGGAAAGGGCUGGAUGGGUGCAAUGGGACCAUGGAACUGGACUUUCCCCUCUACUUCUGCGACGCGUACACGAUUGUGACGACAUCUGGAAUGCCGCGAUUUUCGACUCUAUUCGACUUUCGAUUCUCUUUUCAUGCCGUUGCGGACAUUGCAAAGCCCGGAAGCCCAUCGUACACUCCGGACAUGACAUCGCGCAAGCGGUGUGCAGUCAGCGGAUACGGUGUGGUGAUGACGGCUCGCGAUGAUCUGCUCGCCGAGGAAGCACGUCGAUACUGGUGAUCGAUGGACUUUGUCUUGACGACAGGCUAUUUUUCUUUUCCUGAGCGCCCGAGCAUUGGACAUGUCUCGAGCCUCGCCUAAUAUGACCGGCUGUACUCUACCUUGCCACAAACAACAUCACGAAAAAGGGGAACGGACAAUAAAUUCCCAGAAACCACACAACCCGAGAUUUUCUGGAGUGCGAUUCAGUUCGUUACUCGACCAGCGCCAACCUGUGGUACGCGCUGAGACUCCGAAGCUUGUUUCCGAUAGCUAGUCUGGAGGAGGUAGACCUGCUUCGAGUGGUUCGUCGUCUGUUUCUGGAAUUGUUGUCCUUUUUUUUUCUCUGCGUGUGUCAUGGGGAGCAGAUGGGGUCGCCUUGACUGGCAGACCUUCCAUGGCUUUCCAUGUGUGGGAUGGAUGGAUAUAUGCUGGUCAGAACCAUAGUGAUCAUUCUACUAUGUCUACCUGUUUGUGUAUAACUGGCUUAUACACUAUGGCAGGGUAGAGGUCUCGGCCGUGCUUUGAAUAUGAGCGCGCGCGCGAAGAUAAGUGAAUGCUGGUUUGCUGCUUGAUUAUUACUGCUAGACAGUAAAAGAAAAUAGUUUGUAGCAAAGAAACAAUUGUG
Messenger RNA from Sphaerulina musiva SO2202, 2635 nucleotides. RefSeq lists its product as uncharacterized. The transcript has a single exon. The coding region runs from base 249 to 1304 and encodes 351 amino acids. Lineage: Eukaryota; Fungi; Ascomycota; Dothideomycetes; Mycosphaerellales; Mycosphaerellaceae. The record is from RefSeq and is a predicted model, not a curated record.